GCCGAGGCUGGGGCCGCCCCGCGGGGGCUGAUGCCAACUGCCAGUCCAACCGCCAGAGGCUGGCUGGGUCCUGCGGCGGCUAGCUCCGCGGAGCGUCUUUCAGUCCUGGGUCUGUGUGUGUCUCCGGUGUCCUCUUUCCGGUCAGCACCUCACUCUUCGCUUCUCGGGGUUCGUCUCCAGGUUUUCACUUUCUCCUUCUCUUUCACCGUCUCCCCAUCCCUGGUGCCAGCCAUUCUCCCGGGCUUCGGUGUCCAGACCUGAGGACCUGCCCUGCGCCCCAUGGAAGAGCCCCUCGCUCCCACCUCAGCCUCCAAAGCCAUCGAGGAGCCUGGGUCCCGCGCAGAGAUCAUGGAAGAAGUGACAUCAUCCUCCUUCAACAAUCCUCUGUUCCAGCAGGAAGACAAGAAAGGGAUUACCUACCGGAUCCCGGCCCUGCUCUAUGUGCCCCCCACCUGCACGUUCCUGGCCUUUGCAGAGAGGCGUUCAACAAGCAGGGAUGUGGAUGCACUCUACCUGGUGCUGAGGCGAGGGUUGAGGACUGGGCACUCAGUACAGUGGGGACCCCUGAAGCCACUGGUGGAAGCCAGUUUACCUGGGCAUCGGACCAUGAACCCUUGUCCUGUGUGGGAGCAAAAGAGUGGCUGUGUGUAUCUGUUCUUCAUCUGCGUGCGGAACCAUGUCACCGAAUGUCAACAGAUUGCAUUAGGCAAGAAUGCUGCUCGCCUCUGCUUUGUCUGCAGUCAGGAUGCUGGAUGCUCGUGGAGUGAGGUGAGGGACUUGACUGAAGAUGUCAUCGGCUCAGAGUUGAAGCACUGGGCCACAUUUGCUGUGGGCCCAGGGCAUGGCAUCCAGCUGCAAUCAGGGAGGCUGGUCAUCCCUGCAUAUGCCUACUAUUUCCCUUAUCGGUACCUUUGCUUCACACUACCAUGUAAAACAAAGCCUCAUUCCCUGAUGAUCUAUAGUGAUGACUUCGGGGUGACAUGGCAUCAUGGUAAGCUCAUUAGACCUUUGGUGACAGUGGAGUGCCAAGUGGCAGAGGUGACCAGGAAGGCUGCUCAUCCUGUGCUCUAUUGCAGUUCCCGGACACCAAACAGGUACCGAGCAGAGGCUCUCAGCACUGAUCAUGGUGAAAGUUUUCAGAAACAGACUCUGAGCCCACAGCUCUGUGAGCCCCCACAUGGCUGCCAAGGCAGUGUAGUGAGUUUUCGGCCCCUGGAGAACACACGUAGAUGCCAGCACACAGGUGGCAAAGAUGCUCCUACCAUUCAGGAGAGCCCUCUGCUGGACAAUUCACUGAGGCUGGAGGAAGGAGCUGGAACAGCAUCAGAAACAUGGCUCUUAUACUCACACCCAACUAGUAAGAAACGAAGAGUUGACCUGGGCAUCUACCUCAACCAGAACCCCUUGGAGAUUGCCCACUGGUCUCACCCUUGGAUCUUGCACUGUGGGCCCUGUGGCUACUCUGAUCUGGCUGCUGUGGAGGAGGAGGGCUUAUUUGGAUGUUUGUUUGAGUGUGGGACCGAGUGUGAGUGUGAGCAAAUAGCCUUCCGUCUGUUUUCAGAACAAGAGAUCCUGAGCUGCAUAUAGGGGAUCUGCACCAUUCCUGAUAGGAACCUGAGCCAAUUCAAGACAAAUAAUUUACUGACUUUUCCAUAGAAGAGAAUGGCAGCCACAGCCAGGAUAAUAGAGGUUACUGAGGUAUACAGAGAAUCAAACCCUUAAUAUUCUACUCUCGACCUUUUUUUCAUUUCUCCUCCAAAGAGCAAAAUGAAAAAUUUUCCAUAGCUCCUUCAGUCAAAGAUCACUGAAUUGGCCGGAUUUAGAACACUGGACUUGUUACCUGAACUUCCUGGGCCUCAAGUGUCCAUCUGUAAAAUGAGAGAAUUGAAUCUGUGAUCUCUUGUCUUCCCAUUACUAGGAGAAGCAGAGAACCUAUAUGUUCCAUGAUUAGCAAGUCCUGGCUUCAUAAGGAUUCUGCUCAGAAUGGGCGUCAGAGUACUUUCUUUUCAAAUGACUCUUCCCUAAUAAUCCUUUAAGGUUACACACAGGGGUCGAGGCAAGAAGAAAGACCUGGAUUUGUUUUUCAUAUUUAAUAACAAAACACCCUUACCCUUCUAAUCAUGCUCCAAGCUUUGCAGGCUGUCCAUCCUAGAGGAAUUGAGCAAGACAGCAGAAUCAUGAGGUCGCCUACUUUCUCCAGCUUUGCAGCUCUGCUCAACCUUCCCUUCUUUAUCCAGAAAACAUUUCCUGGGAGAAAAAUGAGAAACCAUCAGCCCUUGAUGAUGGUGCUUUCUGCUUCUGAUAUCAUUAUCUUGAUGAAAAUGAGCCUGAUGUUCAUUUUCCCAUCAGAGUGAUUCCUGUCAGGAAAAGGACAUGUGUUUAGGAUAUUAGAACACUGGACAAACCAGGCAUGUUGGUAUACAUCUACAGUCCCAGCUACUCAGGAGGCUGAGACAGGAGAAUCCCUUGAACUCAGGAGUUCAAGGCCAAUUUGAGCAAUAUAGAGAGACCAUGUCUCUAAAAACAAAACAAAAAAAUGGACAAAACUUCCUAUGGUCCCUUUAAGGAGCUCACAGUUUAUGGAGCUAGAAAAGGAAUUAGAUUUGAGAAAAAAAAUGCUGAUGGUGGAUAGUUGGUAGAUAUUGGGCUCUAAAUUGGGAUGAUGGUAACUCCUGAUGUCAUUGUUUUAAUUGCAUCUUCAGUAUACCUGGAGUCCUCUGUCCAAGGGCUUGUCCAGGCUGCUGGGUUUUCCCCAGUUGGUUUUUGUGGCACAGCCUCUCCUUUAUCAUUGAGGAAGGUCCUCACCCAUUAGGAAGGUCAUGGGCUGUAAACCUCUAAAUCAGGCCUAUUUGUUGGGACCUAUUGGAAUCACUACUUUUGAAGUGGGGAUGACUCUCCAUCUAAGACUUUUGGGGCUGAAUUUACUUAGUCAGUCAUGGGUAUCUCACAUGAUAUUCCAAUAGUUGCUUCUAUCUUAGAUUGUUUCCCUAAUAGGCUGUUAUUAUGACAGAAAUUUUAACAUUAGAUUUAUUUUUUGUCUCUUUCUCUCUAUUUAAGGAGGAUAGUGCCUUAAACUCAGCUAAAUAUUUUUUGGUGCUAGGUAAUGACCAUGAAGAGUAAGCCUAGUUUUGGGAUGCAGCCUAGGAGGCUAGAGUUGUAGUUAUACAAGGCAGGUAAAGAAAUGUCAUACUUGAGCAUAUUACUUAAGACUGUAACUUUGAAUGGAUUUUAAAAAUCCACUUAGCCUUUCAUACAUUUGCCAAAGUAAUCUUCUUAGUACAAUUAUGAUCUUCAUCCAUUUGUGUGUACAUUUAUUUAAAUAUUUCUUGAGUGGCUCUGCAUAAUGCAAGGUACUUCUGUUGUCAUUUCUUGGUUCAAAAUCAUUUGUGGCUCCCAUUGCUUACUAAAGUUUAGACAGCCUGACAUGCAGGACCUUCCAGUUUGGGGAUAAAAAUAAUACAUUACUACUUCCCUUUAUUUCCUUAUAUGAAGCCCACUAUCAGGGAAGACUUUUGUCAAGCUGGCCAAGUGAAGGGCGGCAGGGGCCUAGGGGUGGGCAGAGUUGGUGGUAUAGGGAGGAAUUGAGGAAGAGGAGAGUUAAAAAAGCAUUUCUACCUCCUCCUAAGAGGUAGAAAUGCCUUGCUCAGCAAAGCUUUCCUGAGCACUAACCCCAACUAAAUAGGAACUGGAAGGAUGGCUAAUUCUAAACCAGGGAUAAAGGAACAUCCAAACUUCUUUAGGAUUGUCUAAAGGAGUCAAGGAAGGGAUCUUGGUCAUGUGCCAGCAUGGGCCAAAGCUGUGUAAUAUCAGUAUUCAUAAGAUAUCCAUCUCUUAAUUGCCCCUCACCCUGUACUCCUCCCUUACCUCAAGUUUGUUCUCCUUAAUGGCUUAAGGGCUUAUGUGCUUACUUAAGGAAUGAGGAAAUCCAGAAUGAGGCCUAGAGUGGGUGAUGGCAGCUGUGAAGAAAAAGAUCAGCAGAUAUGAGUCUGUCACCUUUAGGAAGAGAGAGAAUGUGGCCCAGUUGUGAAGCCUGGGCUGGAGAGAUGGUGUAGGUGGUAGCUGCUGUGAAGAAGAAAUGACAAAAGGCUGGGGAUAUUUCCUGAAACCCAUGGGAAGGGAGAAAACCCUGCACAGGCCUGCAGCUUGGCCUGAGAGGAGGGCCAACCCAGCUCUAUACCAAGCUAGCUUAACUUGGCCAUGCUAAGUGAACAAUAAAUAUAGCUAUAGGCACUCCAGUGCUGGUGCCAAUCACCCAAGGCCUUCAGGGCCCUGGGACCUACCCUAAGUAAGCCCAUUUCAGCCACACUUUGGAUGGUAGAGUGGAAAAGAUAGGGAAAGUGGUGACAGCUGUGAAGAAAAGAGGAAAGCAGAAGUGUACCUCUUGGGACCAAAUUAUCCUUUGCCCUCCAAAGCCCACCAUCCUGUUCCUUAGAGAAUGGAUGCAUCCAGCACACACGACCCAUCACUAGGUGUGCACCCAGAUCAACUGCCCACCCAUUCAAACUGUUGAUCCUACUCAUGUUCCUUAACUCCUCAGCUCUUUAAUAUUUAUCUCAGGUCCUUGUUGUUUUGUGCUUUGUUUGUACCUGUUUUUCCUGGUGACCAGUUUCCCCUCAGGUGGCCAAAGAUGUUUGUGACUAUAGCCAGAGAUAAGAAACUUUUCAUUUUGCCUGUUGGGUAAUCCAAAGGACCAAUAGGGGUCAACCCGAGGCUGUAGGAUUGAUAUCUCCACCUGGAUCUGGCUGCUCUCUUCCCCAGUAGGCUAUAAGUUUCCCUACUGCAUUAUUAGAAGAGAUGUCAUGUCAUUCAUCUCUGUGCUGUCAGAGGCUAUACUCUUGAGUUUCUUUUCGAUUCUUCCACAGGCUGCUCUGUAUAUACCUCUCUAGGCCUCUGCUAGGCUGGAGACUUCUGAGAUCCAAGUCUGUCUGACUACACUCUGUCCUUUUUACCUUGAAAAAAAUAUAUGUGAAAUGACUUAUCUAUAAAUACAUACUUUUUCUACUACAUUUGGAAUUCCUUAAAGUAAGGACUGUUUGAUUGCUGUCUUUGUCCUCUGAACCCAGUAUAGGGUCUGGAAAAGAGUAGACGGUAGAAAAAGACAGGCUAAGUGAAUGAAUGAGUCAGCCUUCUGGAACUAACUAAGGAGGCCCAGAGGGAGUUCUGCUACAAGGAGGAUAUUAUGUCUCUCUAUAGUUGCACAAUAUUCAAAACCUGCUGAAUGCUCACCUUAAAUGAGUGUUCUCUGCCCUGGCCUGCUUCCAUGUUAGUCAUAGUAUUUCCUGGGAAUGGGCUUUUCUUUGGCUUGGUCCUGCCAGAUGUUCUCCAAAUUAUAGCCCAAGCCUAAACCCAAGCUAUGAUUCAGGGUUCUCAUUUCACAUGUAUUUCCCGUCUGUCCCUGAUUAGAUUUUCUGUAAUUGCCACUUUUCUAGAACUCCAAGGAAGAUGCUGAAACUCGGCAUGUUCUGAGUGGUCUUGGCUUUAUGAUGCCAAGUACCAAAAAUACUCCUUGUAUCAUAAAACUACCACCACUCUUGGAAGCAAGAAGAGUAAAAAACUUAAUUUUGUUGACCACUGUUGUUUGGUUAAGGAAACUGAGAUGAUGAUCACCUACUAUCUAUUCCCAACUUAAAAAAUAAAUUUGAGGCAGUUCUUUUCACAGGAACUUUUACUUUUAGAAAACUUUAAUAAUAACAAUCCAUUGUGCCUUUACACAUUGCCAUUUGAACAUAGUUGACUGUGAAGAGAAGCAGGGCAGGGGCUUAUCAUGACUAACUCAAUAGCAGGCUAUUUAAAUAGAGGAUUCAGGGUGUACAGGGUCACAAUGACCCCAGCUCCAGUGCUCAUGACUGCAUGUCUUAUGUAUUUCAAAACACUUUAAAGUUAUUAUCAAGCUGUAGCUGAAAAGCCCACAAAUAUUUACCUAAAUGUAAUGAAUGGGCUUUAGUUUUAACUUCUGAUGUUAACCCAACUUUCUGUUAGUUCCAUUGGGAUGCUUAUAAGGCACUACUGGAUUUGGCUGUAUAUUUUAGCACAACUUCUUAUAUUCUGUCAGAUCAAUCUAUUAAAUUCACUUUUGAAAAGGCUUCAAAUGGGCAAAUCUUUUGCCAUAAUACUGAGAGUCUCAUACGAUCAAACAAAUAAAGUUUGGAGAACUACUAAUUUACCUCUUAAAGUAGUUUACAGCAGUUACUUAUAUGAUCAUUUACAAAUCUGGUGCUCUGUUUUAUUUUUACGUGUUUUAUUAGAUGGCUUAAUGUCUGGAGGGCUUUGGGGCGUGAGAGGAAUACUCAAGUCUUUAGUAUUUAAAGAUGUAAACUUUAGUAAUGAACAUUAUUAAACUCAUAUCAAAAUAUUAAAACCUUUAAAAUAUUUAUAGAGUAACAAAUUUGAUUAAAACUGCCUUAAACAAAUACCAAUUAUAAA
Molecule: messenger RNA, 6423 nt
Organism: Ictidomys tridecemlineatus (thirteen-lined ground squirrel)
Lineage: Eukaryota; Metazoa; Chordata; Mammalia; Rodentia; Sciuridae
Gene: Neu3
Product: neuraminidase 3
Biological process (GO): oligosaccharide catabolic process; ganglioside catabolic process
Cellular component (GO): intracellular membrane-bounded organelle; cytoplasm; membrane
Molecular function (GO): exo-alpha-sialidase activity
Source: RefSeq, a predicted model, not a curated record